AUGUCUCUCCAAUCUAUCCGGUACAAGCGCGGGAUGCUGCAGGUCCUGGACCAGCUCCAGGUUCCUCACGUCGAGCGAUACAUCCCCGUUUCAACAGCAAAGGAAGGAUGGCAUGUUAUAAAGGAGAUGCAUGUCCGAGGCGCACCAGCUAUCGCUAUAGUCGCCGUCCUCUCCCUCUCGAUCGAGCUGACGGAGCUGAUGGACCAUGAGAAGCUGUCCGCCGAAGCAAACGAGGUCGAAGCAUUCAUACUAGAGAAGCUAGACUACUUGGUUACCAGUCGGCCUACGGCGGUGAACCUGAGCGAUGCGGCUAUCAAGCUGAAGGCGCUGGUGCAGAAGAGGAAGCAGAUCGGGGAUCCCAAGGGGAAAGACCUGGCAGAGGCGUAUGUCGAGGCUGCGGAGAAGAUGCUGAUUGACGAUGCCAUGGAUAACCACCGACUGGGAGAUUUUGGCGCUGCAUGGAUCAUGAAUAACACACCUGUUGGCAAGGACGGCAAGAAAGUCGGUGUCUUGACGCACUGCAACACAGGUUCUCUUGCAACAGCCGGGUAUGGAACAGCACUGGGAGUCAUCCGCUCCCUCCAUGCUUCAGACAAGCUCGAGCAUGCCUACUGUACCGAAACACGGCCGUACAACCAAGGCGCCAGACUCACAGCCUUUGAGCUGGUCCACGACAAGAUCCCCGCCACCCUGAUCACAGAUUCCAUGGCCGCCUCGCUACUCGCUCAGAAGGGAACAGGUCUCGCUGCCAUCGUGGUAGGAGCAGACCGAGUCGUCGCAAAUGGAGACACCGCCAACAAGAUCGGAACCUACCAAUUGGCCGUGCUCGCCAAAUAUCAUGGCGUAAAGUUCAUUGUCGCUGCGCCCCGAACGACCAUCGACCUGCGUACCAAGGAAGGAGAGGAUAUCAUAAUCGAGGAACGAGCAAAGUCCGAAGUCACCAGAAUCACAGGGCCACGUAUCAGUGAUCUCGGCAGGAAUGAGGAGAACAUCACCCUCGAGACCGUCAACAUUGCUGCUCCCGGGAUCGACGUCUGGAAUCCCGCCUUCGACGUCACACCCUAUGACCUGAUCGAUGCCAUUGUAACGGAAGUCGGAGUCGCAGAGAAGAACGCAGACGGGCUCUUCGAGCUGGAGAAACUGUUUGGUUUCCAAUAG
Trichophyton rubrum CBS 118892 is the source of this 1158-nucleotide messenger RNA. Its product is annotated as methylthioribose-1-phosphate isomerase. Lineage: Eukaryota; Fungi; Ascomycota; Eurotiomycetes; Onygenales; Arthrodermataceae. The record is from RefSeq and is a predicted model, not a curated record. Bases 1 to 1158 code for a protein of 385 amino acids. The transcript is spliced from 2 exons. Gene Ontology annotation, molecular function: S-methyl-5-thioribose-1-phosphate isomerase activity.